AGUAGGGUUACUACAACCGAAAUUUAUAGUCAACUUCCUGGCUUAACUUGGAGCGUAUUUCCCUGUAUCUGAGAUUAAAUAUCUGAUAAGAUUACUCCACCAAGACUUGCUCAAGUAACGCAUUCCCUAAGGUAGUGUUGCAAUCUUAUCAGCUGCAGGUCCUAUUGGCCCUUUCAUCGCUAGGCCCUACAAGCUAUGCCUCAAUUGAACAGUAGCACGCGACCCGUUCACCAAGCACCAACCCGUGGUAAGAAUGAUGCGUAAACUCUACACCAUCUCCAAGAUGAUCCAGUACGAGCACACGUGGAUCGUUGAACCGAGCGCAUUCGAAGCACACUGUCCGCGUUGUGAGGUGCUGACCGGUGCUACCAAAUGGGAACUCAACUGCUGUACGGACGGUGUGCAAAGUGCAGGCGAUUAUGCGUAUUGUAGCAAGUGUGACGGUCCCUACGUGAAGCUCCUUUCCGACGAGAGUCAAGGUGUGAUUAUUGCAGUGCAUGAGGUAGGUAUGGGUCGGAGAGUGUUCCUCGAAAGAGAUACAUACACGCUGGAGCCGGCUGAUAAGCUUUCUUUGAUGGUAAAAGGUAGUCAGCACCCGUCUUAUGAAGCACGACUAAAGUAGCUUGGACUGCAAAAACUCAGCGAUAGACGCCUUGUAGCACAACAAAUGUUCGUUGGAGGUUUAUUAACAGGCAAAAAUCAACUGCUCUUCAAUACUCCAGCGAUUUGAAGUAUACUGCUCCAACGGCUCCAACUACGACCCCAUUACUUCUAUGAGCAGGGCAUUUGACCAAGUCCAUCAGCUCUUUGAUUUUUAAUCAAACACUAAUGUCAUAUAAAAAAACGUCUACACUCCAGUCUAUGAUUAAUGUAUGUAACCUAAACUAAGUGUUAAAUUAGGCAAAUUUAUCAGGACUUUACUGUCCAAUAAAUAAAGAAUAAUAAUGUGUAUGAUUUUGAGCAAACUGGGUGGUCUUUGUAUUUUAAAUUUGAAUUAAAUCGGAACGAAUUGCUACACAAAUAGAUGUAAAAUUUAGCAAAUCGCAUAUCUCCAAUUAUAGAUCUACUCGAAAAUCAAAAGGAUUGCAAGUAACAAACUAGAAUAGGUAGUAACUAGUGAGAUAGUAUUGUUAGAGUAACGAAGUACUGGUCGUCGCAAUCAAAUAAUUUAAAUUGAUAACAUUAAUUAGUUUCAAUAGCAUGCAACAUACACUAUGUACGUUUCUUUACUCGCUAGUUAUAGGUAGCGAGUAAACAGUUGCAAAACACUAAAACUAAACGGUCUUUGGGAGAAAUUUUAGAUUAAAAGUAAUAAAGUAAUAACAAAAGACAAAUAUUACUUAUUCCACAAACUUUUUUGUAACAAGUUAUAAACUUCUAAACAAGUUACCAAAGAUUAUUCCCAUUUAUUUUAGUGCUGCGUAUAAUGAAACCAAACAAAACAGGCUUCAGUCUGGUUCUACCUGACUUGUUUUCGUCAGCAUGCACGUUUUCACUCUUAUCAGUACAUUUAUUCCACUACACCUAGCCUCGCUCUGUACGCACGACAACGCCGGUUAGCUGCAGGUGUUGCAGCAGGUUCGUCGACAUGCGCACAUCAAUUGAUAACCGCUUGGAACAAAAACCCAGGGUCACAUCCGAACAUACCCCGCAGUAUAGCACGUCACUUACCCAGCU
Anopheles arabiensis is the source of this 1677-nucleotide messenger RNA. RefSeq lists its product as uncharacterized. The record is from RefSeq and is a predicted model, not a curated record. Lineage: Eukaryota; Metazoa; Arthropoda; Insecta; Diptera; Culicidae. The transcript has 2 exons. Bases 254 to 622 code for a protein of 122 amino acids.